Messenger RNA from Cooperia oncophora, 333 nucleotides. The record is from the annotation of a GenBank genome assembly. Lineage: Eukaryota; Metazoa; Nematoda; Chromadorea; Rhabditida; Trichostrongylidae.
AUGACUAAGCUCAAGGAUGAGCUCAAGAAGAAUGUAACAGAACUUAUUAGCGCCCUGCCAGCGGCACUAGAAAAGAUCUCAGCCGUAAUGGAGAACAAAGACCAGACGAGACUCGAGAUGAGGGAAGCUAUCAAAGCUUUGAAGGCGGAAGAUCCUAAAGUCUAUCGUGUCCUAAGAUUUGCCGUCCGUCAGUUUAGGCCAAGACGUGGUUGCUUUCUAGGCGGACCUAAGGAACCGAGAGUAGGCGUUCCGAUGGAAGGGCCUGAACCAGAAAACUUGUUUGAUGAUUUCCAAGGGAUCGGCAAUGGAGUUGGCUUUCCUGGAAACGACUGA